Molecule: messenger RNA, 189 nt
Organism: Cladophialophora bantiana CBS 173.52
Lineage: Eukaryota; Fungi; Ascomycota; Eurotiomycetes; Chaetothyriales; Herpotrichiellaceae
Exons: 1
Coding region: 1-189 (62 amino acids)
Source: RefSeq, a predicted model, not a curated record
AUGCCAGAACUCAUAUAUGUCAUGGACGUGGUCAAUAGCAAUGUCCCGUCGAACGAGACCGACAUUCUCCUCACGGCGCUGGGCAAGGAUGACGUUUUGGGUCAGGACAUCAUCAAAAAGGCAACAAAAACCAUCGAGCAGAAAAACAUCACGGUCGAGAUACCAUGCAAAAUGGCAAAACCAACCUAG